ACAGUGUGGGGACAAAGGAGCAAGACACAGCGGAAGGGAUUGUACAGUGAACUUUCAAACAGUAGUGCUAUUGAAGAUAGCAUCAAACAAAUUAGUCGUCCGGCAAAACAGUAUUGGAUUCUAGUGUCUCCCAGUCGCUACAAAUGAGAGAAUGGGACUUUCAUUUGCCGCGGUGAGCAGCCCUACCAGCUAAACCUGUGUGCUUCACGGCCGACCGUGGUGUGUUUACCCGGGUCAUAUUCGGUCUACAAACCUGAGGCUUUCAGUUAGACGACAGGCCGGAUCACUCCACUGUCUCUUGUGCAAGGUAACCCUGCUCACCCCCUGGAGCGGGCAGAGCCGGUAAGAUGGGCGUAAAGACCUUCACGCACAGCUCGCCCACGCACAGCCAGGAGGUGCUGGAGAAGCUGAACGCCCUGCGCAGUGCGGGGCAGCUGUGCGAUGUCACGGUACGCGUCCAGGACAAGGUGUUCAUGGCCCACAAGGCAGUGCUGGCCUGCUGCAGCGACUUCUUCCGCUCCAAGCUGCUGGGCCGGCCGGACGAGCACCACGACGUCCUCGACCUCCACCACGUGACGGUGAGCGGCUUCACCCCCCUGCUGGAGUACGCCUACACCUCCACCCUCUCCAUCAACACCGAGAACAUCAUCGACGUGCUGGCAGCCGCCAGCUACAUGCAGAUGUUCGCCGUGGCCAGCACCUGCUCCGAGUUCAUGAAGUCCAGCAUCCUGUGGAAUGCGGGCGGGGCGGGGGGAGGGGCUGCCGGGCAGGAGAAGCCGCGGGACUCCGCCUCCGAGGCCACGCCCGCCUGCACCCUGACCCCGCUGGACGGCAGCAGCCUGUCACCCGUCUCUUCCGAGUGCAGCGUGCUGGAACGGGCCGCGCCCGUCUGCCGCCAGUCCCGCCGCAAGCGCAAGGCCUUCGUGGUCAUGUCCCCCGAAAGCCCGCUCAAGUCCCCGCCCGUGGCCAACCCCUCGCCCUCCUUCCCCGAGGGCUCGGCCCAAACCGCCGACUCCUCGCUGGCCUUCCCCUGGACCUUCCCCUUCGGCCUGGACCGCCGCUUCCACCUGGACAAGGCCAAGCUCCCGGAGGGCCUGGAGCAGGCCGGGCCGUCCGCCGCCGCCCGCCGCCUGGCCGAGUACCUCACCUGCGAGGGCUCCAAGGAGGAGGAGGAGGACGUGCACGUGAAGGUGGAGCGUCUGAGCGACGAGGAGGCGCAGGAGGAGGCGCAGGAGGAGGCCUCGCAGCCCGUCAGCGCCUCGCACAGCUCCCUGAGUGACCAGCAGACGGUCCCCGGGAGCGAGCAGGCCCAGGAGGACCUCCUGAUCAGCCCGCAGUCCUCCUCUAUCGGGUCUGUGGACGAGGGCGUCGCUGAGGGGCUGUCUUCGAUACAGGGUACAUCCCACACGGGCGCCCACGCUGAAGAUGAUGACAGGUUGGAAAACGUUCAGUACCCUUAUCAUCUGUACAUAAGCCCCUCCAGCAGACCGGGGGCUAACGGCCCGGACCGGCCCUUUCAGUGCCCCACCUGCGGGGUGAGGUUCACCCGCGUUCAGAACCUCAAGCAGCACAUGCUCAUCCACUCAGGGAUUAAGCCCUUCCAGUGUGAUCGUUGCGGAAAAAAGUUCACCAGGGCGUACUCCCUAAAGAUGCACCGUCUGAAGCACGAAGUGACUUCCUCCUGCCCGACUACCUGAGCCAGGUGCAGGAGGAGGCCCUGGGGCAGUACGAGCUGGCCGACCAGAGCUUCCACAGCAGCCCCUCCGUCCAGAUGCCCGUCAUCUCCCAGGUCUCCUCCACCCAGAACUGCGACAGUGCCUUCCUGCUCGGCCCCCUG
Conger conger (European conger) is the source of this 1837-nucleotide messenger RNA. It is a transcript of the gene zbtb44, whose product is annotated as zinc finger and BTB domain containing 44. Gene Ontology annotation, molecular function: DNA-binding transcription factor activity, RNA polymerase II-specific; RNA polymerase II cis-regulatory region sequence-specific DNA binding; protein binding. The transcript has 6 exons. Gene Ontology annotation, biological process: positive regulation of gene expression; regulation of transcription by RNA polymerase II. Lineage: Eukaryota; Metazoa; Chordata; Actinopteri; Anguilliformes; Congridae. The coding region runs from base 348 to 1697 and encodes 449 amino acids. The record is from RefSeq and is a predicted model, not a curated record.